AUGGUGAAAAAUCGAAAGAAAGAUAGCAAGGCCUUGAUGUAUAUCUUUGGUGGAAUUGAUCCAUUAGUCUAUGAGAAUAUUGCACAUGUCUUUACAUCUAAGGAUGCAUGGGAUGUGCUAAUGAAAAGCUAUACCAGAAGAGAGAAGAUGAAAGCCAAUUGUGAUGAUCUGAAAGAGCUCCAAAUUGUGGAGAAAAUUCUUCAAACCUUGACAGACAAUGUUGAAAACAAAGUUACAGUUAUUGAGGAGACACAUGAUUUGAGUACCUUACGAGUGGAUGAGUUGCAAGAUUCAGUGCAACUUAUGAGCAAAGAUUGA
Messenger RNA from Prunus armeniaca (apricot), 318 nucleotides. Lineage: Eukaryota; Viridiplantae; Streptophyta; Magnoliopsida; Rosales; Rosaceae. The record is from the annotation of a GenBank genome assembly.